Molecule: messenger RNA, 1747 nt
Organism: Dromaius novaehollandiae (emu)
Lineage: Eukaryota; Metazoa; Chordata; Aves; Casuariiformes; Dromaiidae
Gene: MGMT
Product: O-6-methylguanine-DNA methyltransferase
Exons: 7
Coding region: 151-912 (253 amino acids)
Biological process (GO): DNA repair
Cellular component (GO): nucleus
Molecular function (GO): methylated-DNA-[protein]-cysteine S-methyltransferase activity
Source: RefSeq, a predicted model, not a curated record
CGCCCCGCCCCGGCCGCGCCGCGCUUCCCGCCCCGCCCCGGCCUCACAGGAACAGACCCCUGGGCCGCGCCGCGCUCCUUCCUCCUCCUCCUCCUCCUCCUCGCGGGCAGUCGCAACGCACAGCCCGGGGAGGAGACGCAGUUUCAGCCCAUGCUGCUCUCGCAGAAGGUCGGCCGGGCGCUUUUCGGCGCCGGAGGGGUCUGUGCGCAGAGCUCGCCGGCUGCCCGUGGCGGAGGGACGGCCAGCGCUCGGUGCCCGCAGGGGAACACGAGCUCGCGCCCGAUCCAGGCGAGCGGCAAAGAUCUACCAUCCGCCAUGGAAUCAAGGCUUGUUCCAAAAGUCACUUUUAAAAAUGGAGAGUUCCAGUGCAAGGUGGUGCAUGCGGUUCUGCAUAGCCCUGUGGGAAAAAUAGAAAUCUUCGGGUGUGAAGCAGGCUUGCACGAAAUAAAGCUUCAAAAACUGAAUGUGCUACCAAAUAGCACCGCCGAGGCCCGGGUGACGUGUGAGAUUGGCAACGGCCCCGCGGUGCUGCCGGUGCCGCUGGAGCAGUGCGUGGCCUGGCUGCGUGCCUACUUCUGCGAGCCGGCGCUGAUAGCCACGCUGCCCCUGCCCGCCUUCCACCACCCGCUCCUGCAGCAAGCCUCGUUCACCGGACAAGUGCUGUGGACGCUGCUGAGGGACGUGAAAUUUGGGGAGGCCGUUUCGUACAAGCAGCUGGCAGCGCUGGCGGGCAACGGCAAGGCGGCGAGGGCCGUGGGAGGAGCGAUGCGGAGCAAUCCCAUGGCGAUCAUCAUCCCGUGCCACAGGGUGAUCCGCAGCAGCGGGGAGACCGGCAACUACGGAGGCGGCAAGCUUGUGAAGGAGUGGCUGCUGUCGCACGAGAAGCUCCAUAAGGCCAAGCUGGGCUGCUGAUGACCCGGCACCAGAGAGCCUCGCCUUGCAGCCAGCUCUCCGCGCGCGCAGUAGAGUUUAGAGACACGGUAAAUAUUUGAGUGACAUACAAAUAUAAUGCAGCCUCCGAAGUGGAAUGCGUGGUGGCACCGCUGUAUGAAGCCAGCCGGCUGGGUCCUGGGGGACGCAGCUCGUGUGCCCUGCCUUGUUUUUACAUUUUACAGCAGAAUGACUACAGCGGUCUAGGCCUGUCGUGCAUGUAUUUUGUUCCCAUCUCCAGUGCUGUUUUGUUCUAUUUUUAAUGUCCAUUAAAGCAAGGAUAAGGGAGUGGGAGGGACGUGGCAAGUGCUAGGUGCACGCGUCCCUCUGAGGAUGCAGCUGGCUCGCUGAGGGCCAGCGGGAGCCGACGCAUUAUAGCGAAAGCAGUUAGGUUACCUGAAGUUGCGCAGAAUAUUGCAAAAAAUCGUCUUAGUUGCAUCUUUGUGUCAGCAGUACUUUUCCUUUUAUCGUUUGAUUUGCUUCGGAUUUUUGCUUUUCUCUGUUCUGGGAAGCUUUAUUUCCCGUAGCCUCUCGGUGGAAAGGCUUGCACUGCUCGAGGUGUUAGAGCUAAAUUUUCUGAUGGUUUAAAGAGGGCCCUCGGAAAGGGCGAGCCAGCAGAAGCUGAAACUUUCAGUAUGGGAAUCGUAAAUCCUAACAUGGAAAUGCUGAUUUUUAUGUGGUUUAUCAUAUUUUCAUAGAUGUCUCUUUAGAAAGGCUGCUGCUAGCCCAGAAAUUACUGCGUGCCGACGUGUUAGUUAAUACAGUUGUAUUGAUAUCGUACAAUUACUUCAAUAAAAAAACUGCUUUGCAUAUACAA